CCGGGCGGGCCCUCGACCCAUACCUUUAUGGGUCAGCCCGGCUGGAAUAUAGUCAAAUUUUUUCAUCCUAUAGGAAUUCAUUGUAUAACUUAUGAUAAUUGGUUAGAUGAAAUUCAGUGA
Messenger RNA from Dentiscutata erythropus, 120 nucleotides. NCBI's taxonomy places the organism in Eukaryota, Fungi, Glomeromycota, Glomeromycetes, Diversisporales, Gigasporaceae. The record is from the annotation of a GenBank genome assembly.